Messenger RNA from Aspergillus brunneoviolaceus CBS 621.78, 1921 nucleotides. RefSeq names its product CAIB/BAIF family enzyme. Bases 320 to 1834 code for a protein of 504 amino acids. Gene Ontology annotation, molecular function: catalytic activity. The record is from RefSeq and is a predicted model, not a curated record. The transcript has a single exon. NCBI's taxonomy places the organism in Eukaryota, Fungi, Ascomycota, Eurotiomycetes, Eurotiales, Aspergillaceae.
GCCAGGGAAACAACUUCGCUAAUCUCCGCCCCUACAACUCUCCACCUUGCUAGGAACAAGCUGGCCAUGAAUCUGAUUUGCGAAUGCUAGACUCUGCAAAGACAGAAGCUUUUGUGCCUGCAAUGCGAAUCUCGUCUCUUGUUGCAAUACACAACCAUUCGACCCCAGUUCCUCUCGGCAACUCGUGCCGUGUGAUCGGACGCUGGCCCGGGCCAUUGCCGAGAUCGAGUCAUACUUAAUCCCCCUCUCUUAACCCCUCGAGCGUUAGACAACAUUCGACACGAAACAUUCCAGCAGGAUCCACGGCACAUGAGUAAGAAUGGCAGCAUCAAGCCCAGACAGAAGCGCGUUCACCUCCCAGGACUCCGUCGCACACCUCUGGCGCGACCUCGGCCUCCCCGAAGCGAGUCUGGCGUCGCUCGACAUCAUCGACCCCGAGAAACCAGGUCUCCCAUCCUCCUUCAAGGUGGGCCAUCUCGCGCAGGCGUCCAUCGCCCUUGCGACCUUGCUCGCCGCGCAGAUCCACAGCCUGCGAAGCCACAACUACAACCACAACCACAACCACAACCACAACCUCGCCCCACGACCACCCACAGUGACCGUCCCGUUCCGCCACGCCUGUGUGGAAUUCAACUCCUGGCGACUCUACACGAUCGACGGCGAGCCGGUCCAAUUCCCCCCAACCAGCCCGGUGGGCGGUCUACACAGAACGUCCGACGGCUACGUGCGCGUGCAUGACGGGUUCCCGAACCACCGGGACGGAGCCAAGGCGCUCCUCGGCUGCGCGCCGGAUGUGACGAUGGAUCGGGAGGCCGUCGCGGCGAAGGUGGCCGCGUGGCGGUGCGUGGACUUGGAGCAGACGGGGGUCGAGACCGGGCUCGCCAUCGCUGCGUUGCGGAGCUUCGCGCAGUGGGAUGUGCUUCCCCAGGCCCGUGCCAUUGCGGAUACGCCGAUCCGGCUACGCAAGAUCGGCGACGGCGCGUCAACGGGGCCGGGGCUGCCAGACUGCCUGGGGGCUGGCGGCGCGGAUAAGUGCCUGCGCGGGCUGCGGGUGCUGGAGAUGUCUCGCGUGAUUGCGGCGCCCUUGUCCGGCAAGACGCUCGCCGCCCACGGCGCCGAUGUCCUGUGGGUGACGAGCCCCAAUCUUCCGGAUUUGCCGGACCUGGAUCGCGAGAUGGGCCGUGGGAAGAGGACUAUUCAGCUGGAUCUGCAGGAUGAAGAGGAUGAAGCGGAGCUGUUCAGGCUCCUGGACGAGGCGCACGUGUUCAUCCAGGGUUACAGGCCGGGGAGUCUGGCGGCGCGCAGGCUGUCCCCGGAGGCGAUCGCGCGAAGAUGCGCCGGUCGCGGGAUCAUCUGUGCGAAUCUGUCGGCGUAUGGUCCGGACGGGCCGUGGGCUGGCCGUCGCGGAUUCGACUCCCUGGUCCAGACGUGCUCGGGGCUGAAUGUGUCCGAGGCCGAGCACUUUGGUGCUGGCGAGGCGGCCCGUCCGCUGCCGUGUCAGGCAUUGGAUUAUGCGGGAGGCUUUUUCCUCGCCGCCGGGGUCAUGGCGGCGCUGUACAAGCAGGCGACGGAGGGCGGAUCGUGGCAGGUGGAUGUCUCCCUGGCCGGGGCGAUGAAGUACUUGCGGUCGCUGGGACAAUACGAGGGCCGAAGCGGAUUCGACGCGCCCGAUUAUUUCCGUCCGGAGGAUGUGCCUUCGAAGUACAUGGAGACGCAUAUGACGGGGUUCGGCAGGAUGACCUCGGUGCGACAUUCAGGGUCAAUCCAGGGGGUGGAAGUAGGAUGGGAGAUCAUGCCGAAGCCAUUGGGCGCUGACGAGAAGCGAUGGUUAUAAGCUGCUCUAGGCCAUCAGUGGUCAAGUGGCAAGUGGCAAGUGUCAAGUGUCAAGUGUCGACCUCGUGUGUAUUCUUGGGUGCAGUUA